AUGGCCAGUAGUGGCGAUCCGGGUGGGAGUGAACCUCCUGGAAGGGUGGGCAUUGGGACGGUGCCGGCGGAUGGCGCCGGUAAGGUUGAUACAGGCGCAUCGAUCCAUCCAGGAUCGUCAUCGUCACUUCCGACGAAAUCAUCGCUGUUUGGGCGCCAACAGCAAGAAACCAGAAACAGUUCCUUCACCGUUCCUGCUGCAGCGGCCACCACCAACACGGCUGCUGCUAAAAGUAGUAAUCAAAACAUCAGCAACAACACCAAUCACAACACAAACCGGGCCACUCCGGGGUCUAUGACGAAAGAGACACCAAACCAUCGCGUCAUUCCGCCUGGCGGAAGAGAAAAGACAUUCGGUUCGGGUCGUUCCGGAGAAGCAGUUCAAUCGUCGCCGCCACCGGGCGAUGGUUCGGGAGAUGGAAGAACGUCAGCAACAGGUCCGCCACCUGCGUCCAGUGCCUCGACCAAAGAGCAGCCACAAUCUUGGCCAUCUUCAUCGAUGUUUGGGGACGGCAGUUGA
Messenger RNA from Anopheles marshallii, 519 nucleotides. RefSeq lists its product as uncharacterized. The transcript has a single exon. The coding region runs from base 1 to 519 and encodes 172 amino acids. NCBI's taxonomy places the organism in Eukaryota, Metazoa, Arthropoda, Insecta, Diptera, Culicidae. The record is from RefSeq and is a predicted model, not a curated record.